Molecule: messenger RNA, 441 nt
Organism: Fusarium keratoplasticum
Lineage: Eukaryota; Fungi; Ascomycota; Sordariomycetes; Hypocreales; Nectriaceae
Exons: 1
Coding region: 1-441 (146 amino acids)
Source: RefSeq, a predicted model, not a curated record
AUGGACGAAGAAGACCCCCUCGCCAACUUUUCCAUCGCGGACGUCUCCUCUGACGAAGCUGAGGCAGACACAAAGGAAACUCGCCGCACUGGUCAGACAGAGGAGGCGUGGAGAGCCAUCCAGCGUGACUACAAGACGAAAGUUGAAAACGGCGAUGUAGGCCUGCCUUUCCGCUCUUGCCAUUAUCGAAACGGAGAGACUGACGAAAAAAUCCAGAUACAUAAAAAGAUCAAAUUGCCUCUGGGUCCGGGGGCUUCCAAAAUGGACAUCCAGGAGCUCAUCCAUGCUGUCGAGGAGUUGUACUUCUUCCGCCGUUACCAUGAGGCUGCGCAAUUGGCCACCGAGGCUCUCGCUGGGAGCGAUGGGCUUGAUAGAGACUCACGGCAGCUCUUGGACGCCUAUCAGGGGAAAUGCCAAAUCAAGCUUAACCUACAAUCAUGA